This is a messenger RNA of Moneuplotes crassus, 1671 nucleotides long. The record is from the annotation of a GenBank genome assembly. Lineage: Eukaryota; Ciliophora; Spirotrichea; Euplotida; Euplotidae.
AUGUAUCAUAAUCAACAGCCAAAUAUCGAGAGGGUUAUUUACCAAGAUGAGGUUAAUUCAUUGCUGAAGGCUAUUUCUGCGGUAAACCUGAUAUCAUUAGAGAGAAUCUUGGAUAGUAUCUCAGAAAGUUUUGACUUAACUCAAGUACUUAACCAAGAAAAUGGAUAUACAUUACUUCAUUUAGCUGUUUUCAAAGAUUCUGAGAAAAUUAUAUCAAUGCUCUGAAAGCAUAUAAUGACGAGACAAGGUGAUACCUUGGAGAACAAUAAAAAGAAAAUGAAAAAUUGGAUUAACAGAAAAACUGAGGGAAAAGAAGGAUUCACCGCAAUCCAUCUUGCUUCUUUCAAUGGAAAUUUGACAAUCAUUCGAUUUUUAGAAAGGCAUGGAGCUGAUAUUUUUGCUGAAAAUAAUUUUUCUCUAAAUGGUCUUCAUGUCUCUGCACAAGGAAAUCAACCCUCUGCCACUGUGUAUUUCUUGAACAAAAACUUCGAUGUAAAUUGUAGAGAUAGAGUUAUGAGUACACCUUUACAUUGGGCAUGAUAUUCUGGAGCAGAAACAACAGUAGCUUAUCUUCUUGCUAAUGAUGCAGACCCAAAUGCUCAAGAUAAUGAUGGGCAUACACCUCUCCAUCUAGCUAUUAAGUCUUCGGAUGUAGUGAAGAAUUCAAGGAUUGUCAAACAAUUGCUAUUUAAUGGUGCUGAAAGAAAUCUAGAGAAUUUUGAGGGAUUUAGCCCAAUGGAUUAUGCUAAUGGAAUAAAAAUUCACCAUAUAUCAACUGAGAUAAAGAAGUCUCUAGCUGAGCCAAAAUAUUGCUCCUUCUUGCUCCUCACCCAACCUUUAAAGAAGAUGAACAAAGAGAUCCAUACCGCAGUCAGCUUUGUGGUGCUAAUGGCUCUUCUUUAUGCAAUCAUGUGGUUUUAUGUUUUCCCCUUUACCGAGAGUUCUGAGUGGAAUUAUACUUUAGACGUGUUGUUUGCUUUAUCAUUUAUUUUAUGGUUAAUAUCAGCCAUCAAAGAUCCAGGCUACAUGAAAAAGAGUGAUAAAUUAGAGUUCAUCACAUUAGUUGAAAAGCUUGAUCCUGCAUGUUUAUGUCCUAAAUGUCAUAUUAUGAGAACUCCAAGAAGCAGACACUGAACUAUUUGAGACCAAUGAGUUGAGCGAUUUGACCAUCACUGUCCUUGGAUAAACAAUUGUAUUGGAACAGGAAAUCACGGAGUGUUCUUUAUAUUCUUGAUCUUUAUGUAUUCCUUGCUUGUGUGAGUGUUGAUCCAAGUUAUUUUUAACUCUUCCAUUUACAAAGGGAUUAGAUUCCUUCUACUAAUGACUUGAGGGUUCUUUUGGCUUUUACUUAGCCUUCUUCUGCUAAAACAAACCUGUGUUAUCUUCCAAGAAGGAGGCUCUAAUAGAAAAGAAUUUGGGAGAUCAAAACCCAACGAUGAAAAUAAUUUAAGCGAGAAAUCUUUUGGGGAUAGUGAAGCUCAAGCUGCAUUACUUAGGAAUGCUUCCAUAGAUUCUUCUCUUGAUGAUAGGAAUAAAGGAAGAUGAAGGAAUUUCAUUUCGGUUAUCAAAGGAGGAGAAAUGAAAGAUCAGUAUAAAAUCUUCAUAAAAAGUAUGAAAAGAGCUGGGACAAACUGCUUCGAUUCACCACUUAAUGACAAGAACUUCUACUAA